Messenger RNA from Nasonia vitripennis (jewel wasp), 1932 nucleotides. Its product is annotated as ankyrin-3-like. The transcript has a single exon. The record is from RefSeq and is a predicted model, not a curated record. Gene Ontology annotation, molecular function: protein binding. Lineage: Eukaryota; Metazoa; Arthropoda; Insecta; Hymenoptera; Pteromalidae. Bases 1 to 1932 code for a protein of 643 amino acids.
AUGUCUACUGUUCCAAAAUUCAAGAUCAAGAAGAGUCUUAACUUCAAGCGCAGGAGUUACCGCACGCAGCUGGUGUUCCGAGCCAUCAAACAAGGCGACCUAACUAUGGUGAAACAGCUAGUCAAGGAAGGCGGUUUACGGAUCAACGCACGCACAGAAAAUCGAACAUUACUUCAUUUCGUCGUUGACAGUGAUUUUUCGACCGUCGCUGUCGUCCGGCACCUGGUUCAAGCCGGCUGUCGCAUCAAUUCCGUGAACACUAGAGGCAACACCGCCUUGCACAUCGCUUUACAGUAUCACAAAUUAGGUAUCGCUCGAUACCUGAUAAAAGCCGGCGCCAAUGUCCGCGCCAAAAAUGUUGAGCGUGAAACUCCUCUGCAGUUGGCUGUGGCCAACAAGAGCCACGUUGACCUAGUAACAGAGAUGCUGCCGAACGGAGACCUGCACGCGAAGUGUAAAUUCUAUGGCUUGAUGUCGCUCCAGCUAGCGAUCGUCGGAGUGAGAUAUCGUCAUUGGAUUCGAAAACUCGUCGAGAGUUAUGGUGGCAAAUCUAUAUACGGGUCGGAACUCCGUAAAGUCGUGAAGAUGCUGCUUGAUGCUGGCGCGGACGUGAAUGCCAGGGACAUCAGCAACUCGUCGCCACUUCACUGCGCGGUCUACACGGGCGAUGUCGAGUUGGUGAAGAUUCUCAUCGAUGCCGGUGCAGACCUUAACCACCUGACUGAGACCGGAUUCGCCGUCUUACACGAUGCCGUUUUGUGCGGUAAUGAAGCAAUGGUUCGAUUGCUUCUAAGUCGCGGGUCCAGAGUUGACAUACAGGUCGAAGAUAUAGGCGACACGGCGCUGCACUGGGCCAUACGCCUCAACACCGAAGGCAGCCAUGAGAAAAUUAUAAAACACCUUAUGAAGUUUGGAAGCAACAUGUACAAAUUAAACUUGAAUGCCGAGUCGCCGUUCAAUUACGUCCUCCAAUAUGGCGACCCCAAGCUACUGAACUUCUUCAUCGACGAGUACAAGGCGGACAUCAAGAUGGUGAACGUGCCAGGCGGAAAACACCCAUUAAUGUUCGCCGCGCAAAACAAACACCAAGAAGUCAUGGACCGGGUGCUGGAUUGCGGAUUCGACGUAAACACCUGGUGCAAAAAAUUCAAUGCUUCGGCAUUGCACCUUGCAUGCUCCUUGUGUUUGCCGAAGAACGUUCGCCGACUGAUAUCCAAGGGUGCGAACGUCAAUGUCAAGAAUGGCAUACAGAGAACGCCCAUCUUCAACGCCAUAUUCGAUAUCUACGGGUCCGAGGAAGAUACGGUACCGGCUCUCUUAUUCCGCCAGGACUUCGCGGAGGAGAGAAAAGAAGUUAUGCGAAUACUGCUCCAUAACGGAGCAGAUAUUAACUAUCCUAUCAAAGUGGAAUCGUUAAACACCGAUAAAACCAUUCUCGAGAUCGCCUAUGACUUUAAAGACAUUGCGGCAUGUAAAGUGAUCAUCCAGUACGCGGCCAUGGUCGAGGUGAAAACGCGCGUGCCGCUGCUCAGUGAAUAUAAUAUACGGUUUAUCGAAAAAUAUGUUGAGAUGAAUAUGUAUUACCAAAGGUGCCUAGCCGAAGCGACGCACAUGGGAGCCACAAAAAUAGCCGAGGGUAGCUGUGUGACGUUUUUGUCAGUGCUGAUGGAGAAGCUGGACAAGGUAGCUCGUUACACCAAAAAUGACGCAAUAUUUGCUAAUUGGUUUGACGCAGUCGAACACGAUGUUUAUCCCAUUUAUGGGGACCAGCUGGACGAAAGACUUGUACAUGCUGUCGAUAGGCAGUACCGUUUUGAAGAUAUUUACGGGACAUUAUGCACGAUGCAGCGAUUCAAAGAUCUGGACGACGUGCCUUUGGAAAUAAUUUCCAAGUACCUAAUCGACGAAGACGUUAAAUUCAUUCCAAGUUGA